Molecule: messenger RNA, 5297 nt
Organism: Anoplophora glabripennis (Asian longhorned beetle)
Lineage: Eukaryota; Metazoa; Arthropoda; Insecta; Coleoptera; Cerambycidae
Gene: Ac13E
Product: adenylate cyclase type 9
Exons: 6
Coding region: 441-4643 (1400 amino acids)
Biological process (GO): adenylate cyclase-activating G protein-coupled receptor signaling pathway; cyclic nucleotide biosynthetic process; intracellular signal transduction
Molecular function (GO): adenylate cyclase activity
Source: RefSeq, a predicted model, not a curated record
AGGUAACUUAUGAAAUCUGUCAUUAAUGUCAAAUCAAUCAUAGAAGUUUGUUGUAUUAAAUGACUGGCCUUCCUGAUUUUUAUACCCUUCUGAAGCAAACACAUGUUUGAUUUUCGUAUUGCCCAAAGAGUUAAAGAAAAAGAAAUGCCACUCAUUUGAAUCUAAUUAGAGAAACUGCCCCAAAAUAUGUAAAAAUAUAGUGCAAACAUUGAUUGUUGACAUAAAGCUGUAAUGUUUAAUUUAGAUUAUAAACAUGCUCUCGCAGCACACGAAUGCUACCGUGUGUGUACAUUAUUGGCUUUUUAUGAAAUUAAGGAAUAUAAUGUGCACUGAAAAUUACAAACACGGAGCAUUAACUAGACUAAUAUAAAUAAUUAAGCCUAAAAUGUCUUAAGAACCCCAGUAGGAUUUGUUGGCUUUGUUUAAAAUAAUCCACUAUAAUGGGAUCGAAUGAAAGAAAUUCUACAUCUAGUUAUAUUAAAUCGGAAGUGCAAGAUGAUCAACCUUCGGACUUUGCGGAUGAUGAAAAUACUCAGUUAUCUCUCGAUCCAAAAUUACAAGUGUACCUGGCUCAGAUGUCUCGAGAGUCAGGGUGUUGGGGUAGGUUUUUUCCAAUACCUUUCGAGAGAGCGGCACAGAAAUCCUGGUGGGACCCUACCUUUGAUUCUGAAAUUCUCGAAGAACAGUACAAAAAGAGUUCCCAUCUCCACAAUAAAUUGAAAUUCAGGUACGCCUUAAUUUACAUGUCGAUAGUGUCGGUGUCGUGGCUGGUAUAUUUUAUAAUAGCUGGUUUUAUCGCCGAUCAAGAUCAUCGCUAUUGGCCUCUGCUGUGUACCCUUCUACUCCUGCUGGUAAUAUGUUUAACGGUAUCCCUCUUGUUUACUUAUACAAGAAUAUACCGUCAUCACAUGAUCUCUGUGUCAUUGUCGAUAUCUCUCCUACUCAGUAUACUAAGUUUAUCGUUUCUAAUUGUGAUCCAUCCGCCCCCAAUCGGUAACUUUUCGUUGUGCAUUCAAAUGUUGUUCCUAAUAUAUACUUUAGUACCAUUGAAACUCUACAUGAGUUUAACAAUAGCAAUCUUUUAUUCGGUCGGUUUCGAAUUACUCAGUUACUUUUUACAUCCGAACGAGAAAGAUGGCGUGUCUACGGGCGUGACGAAAUUAUUGUGUCACGUCGCAAUCCAUUUGAUAGGUUUCCAUAUCUGUCUGAUGAGUAACGUCCGCAUGAGGAAUACUUUCAUGAAAGUCGGACAGAGCUUGUUGGUAAGACGGCAGCUGGAGUUGGAGAAACGUCUCAAGGAAAACAUGAUACAUUCGCUCAUGCCAAAGAGCGUGGCCGACUGGUUAAAGAAGGAAGACGAGAAUUUCACCAGGCGCCAGUCCUCGGAUUCUACCAACGAUAUUCGGUCGCUCUUUCGACCGUUCAACAUGGACCAUAUGGAGAACGUUAGUAUCCUUUUCGCUGACAUCGUCGGGUUCACCAAAAUGUCCAGUAAUAAAAGUGCCGAGGAGCUAGUCGACAUUCUCAAUAAUUUGUUUCAAAGGUUCGAUUUGCUGUGCAAGUUUCACAACUGCGAGAAAAUAUCCACCCUAGGCGAUUGUUAUUACUGUGUUAGCGGCUGUCCGGAGGCGAGGGCCAAUCACGCAUUGUGCUGCGUCGAGAUGGGGCUGAGUAUGAUCCAGGCGAUUAAACAGUUCGAUCAGGAGAGGAAGGAGGGGGUUAAUAUGAGGGUGGGGGUGCAUACGGGGAAAGUGUUGUGUGGCAUCGUCGGGACGAGAAGGUUUAAAUUCGACGUGUGGAGUAACGACGUUACUUUGGCCAAUAAAAUGGAAUCUACGGGUAAACCUGGAAUGGUUCACAUAUCUGAGAAGACUGUUAAUUAUCUCCAAGACAUGUACAACCUGGAGGAGGGGGAAUGUGUUUUUGGGCUGAAAACCUAUUUCAUACUGGGUCGCAAAGGUGACAAAACCCCAUCGUACAGUGGUUCCUUCAGGGCAGAAGGCCGUCAGAAAUACGCCAACUCCCUCCAACUCUUCGUGUCGCCCCCUUCAUCAAACACAUCGGUGUCCCCCCAAGCACGUUCACGUGUACUCUCAUGCGACACGUCAGCGAAUUACACUAAACCGCAGCCUCAGGAUAAAAAUUUGCUAUCGCCCGACGUGUGUAAAAUAAAAGCUAGCAGUUUACCCAGUAUUUUGGAUAUGGAGAACGAGGAUAUAUUGGGGAGCGUGAAAAAACACGAACAGUCAUGUACGGACGACAUAAAAACACCCACGAGCACUGCGAGCUCCGGGAAGUACUCUGUGAAGUUAAAGAACUGGAAAAUACCAAAGUUUAUGAGGAAAUCGUCAGACCAAAGACAGGAAUUGGAGGUGGACGUGUUUACGGUCUCUGCGGAACCGUCGACUGAAGACGGUUAUCAGCAGGUGCCUACGAUCAUCGAAGCUAACGCGAACGGGAAAAAGAAAGACUCAUUUAUAAGCAUAACGAAACCCGAGGAGGAAGAACUAAUCAAAGACACCCUAGACAUAAAGUCCUACAUCAGCCAGUCCCGUAGCGACAUCGGCCAGUUCGAUUUCUCCCCAAAUAGUGAAUUCAUGAGGACAGGAAGUUACAGAUCUCAGUACGGCAGAUCUCCUAUUCCCGACAUUUCGUUCCUGCAACGUGCAGGAAGUAACAGAUCUCGAAGAGGAAGGUCUCCUAAUUUCGAUGGGUUAGAACCGACGGAACGUGCGAGGAGCGCGACUAUUACCGGACCGAAUCUCCAGAGGCCCAAGAGGUCUCUGGACGUACCGAGUAGAUUGUCUAGCAUAGCCAUGUUGGAAGAUUACUCAAAUCACAGCAGGAAGGAUUCUGGAAUCAAGAGUAACAGCAGAAGAAGCAGCAUUCAACAGAUAGACAAUGCGCUCAUUAAUCCAGAAAUGCUACAGCACAGGGUAUCAGGGUACUACACGUCCAGCCAAAGCUCCAUAAACGCCCCACAAGUGCCAAGACUCGGCGGACCAUUUUUCGACAAGUUCGGAACGUGCAUACAAAACCUGCGUAAACAAUCAGAUCGACAACUCAUCAAAUGUGUUCAAGACAACUCCAAAUCACGGUCUUCUUACUUCAUCAAGCCGCCUCUCUCUAAGGUAACUCUCUUCUUCAAGAACAAGGAGAUGGAGAGGCAGUACAGGAUGAACGUUCAUUACAUACCCAAGAAAGACGUUCACGCCAUCCCAACUCUAGCUAAUUCUAGCUUUAACACCUAUUUAGAUGUGUUCGUUUCCACUCUGGUGUUCUUGCUCGUGUCGGCGGGUGGCGUUCUGCUGUACGGUGUUACGCAGUUCUGGCUGGUGACUUUUCUGUUGUUCCUGGCGCUGCAGCUGCUCGGGCUCGCCAUUUGUAUCAAAUCCGUUAUUCGAUGGACCGACAUGAUUUUCUGGUGUUUCAUCCGCUUCUACCGUUGGAAUUUGUUUGGGGCGGUGCUCGUUAGCUUGCCUCUGGUAUCGGUGGUGGUGAAUUUUGUCAACGAUACAGAUACAACGUACUUUCAUCUCAACAUUUUCACUUAUUUGUUGUUUGUCGGGCUGGUGCAUUUCUGUAAUUUUACCCAGCUGAAUUGUUGGAUGAAAAAUAUACUUGUCACGGUCGUUUCUUUAGGGUUUGUCGUACUUUUCUUGGGGAAUCCUUGUACUAGCGUUGAACCGGAUCUAAACGCCACGAUUAUCGAAACUUUAACCGUGAACAAUAUGACAAUUCUUGAACCUUACGUUUUUAACAGCACGGAAAACGUGAAGUAUUCUAAGGGUUGUCGUUUCCACAAAGCCGAAGUCUUGACGAACCUGUUCUUGUUGGUCGUUUUAGUGUGGAUCUUGACGAGAGAAUUCGAAAUCCGGUACCGUUUAAGUUUCCACGCGAACUACGUCGCGAUUAAGGACAAAAACAAGGUGCAGAGCCUUAAAAACCAAGCCGACUAUCUCAUUUAUAACAUCGUGCCGGAACACGUCGCUGAACAGUUAAAGAAAAACGCUAAAUACUCGGAAAACUUCAAAAACGUCGCCAUCAUCUUCGCCAGCAUAGUCAACUUCAACGAAAUGUACGACGAAAGCUACGAGGGCGGGAGGGAGUACUUACGGGUACUGAACGAACUCAUCGGGGAUUUCGACGAGCUGUUAGACCGACCGGAGUUCCUGAGCGUAGAGAAAAUUAAAACGAUCGGCUCAACUUUCAUGGCGGCAAGUGGGUUGAAUUCCUACAUGCGUCAGCAACAGAGGGACCCUAACGAACACUUAUACGCUUUAUUAGACUUUGCUAUAGAGAUGCAGAAGGUAGUAAACGAUUUUAACAGGGACCUACUAGAAUUUAACCUCAUUUUAAGGAUAGGAUACAAUUUCGGGGACGUCACGGCGGCCGUUAUCGGCAACACCAAGCUGUAUUACGAUAUUUGGGGGGACGCGGUGAAUAUCGCCUCGCGGAUGGAUUCGACGGGAGUGAGCGGUAGGUUGCAAGUGGGCGAACAUUGCUUGCCGGUUUUAGAGAGCCGGUACGAGUUCGAACCGAGGGGUUCCGUGUACGUUAAAGGUAAAGAUAACAUGAACGUUUACUUGCUUAAGAGGAAGAAAACUCCCGAUCUGCUUUGCGUUCCUGACGUUUCCAUGUGACCAGUACGGCGUAGGAUUUAGUCCAUCGGCCAACUAAAAAUUAGCUAUAUACGGAAAGAGUACAGGGCUGGCCAAAUUGAAGAGGUGCGAAAAAAGUGAAGCGAGCUCUGAAUAUUUUUGAUAAAUCGUCGUUGACCCUUAAAUAUCAGAAAGGAAAGUUGUAACUCGUCGAAUUUGGUCCACCCUGUACGAUUAUGUGUUGUCUGACAGUCGUAGUACAAAAUACUUGUUAAUGCUCAAUGUUUUCCGUGUGCAUGAUACGACAUGCAUUUUUUGCUAACAUUCACCUUUAUUAAGAAUAUCGUGGAACCAUUUAACUUGGCUCUAAUCUAAAAUAAACCCAUAAAGUUAUUAAAAUAUUUAAUCUAAUACAUACUAAUAGUAAAAACGAUGAAUUAGCAUGUUCUGUAUUUAUUUUGCCUUACGGAUGUAUAGAAAAGGGUCAAUUGGAAUGUCUCUUGUCAUAUCUCAUCAGGUGGAUUGUGUAGUUGUUAUAUUCUUUAUAGUAAGAACUAUACGGGACGUAAUGGAUUUUUCCGGUUGUCCCCUUGCUGUACACUCUAUAAUUUGCUCAAAAGGCCAACCAAUGGAGAUUUUUUGGCACACUUAAAUAUUACAGCAAAUAUCACAUAUUACCUUUUGAAAGAUACUUAG